This is a messenger RNA of Paecilomyces variotii, 948 nucleotides long. RefSeq lists its product as hypothetical. Bases 49 to 759 code for a protein of 236 amino acids. NCBI's taxonomy places the organism in Eukaryota, Fungi, Ascomycota, Eurotiomycetes, Eurotiales, Thermoascaceae. The record is from RefSeq and is a predicted model, not a curated record. The transcript has 4 exons.
GAAUGUUGAAACCAUCGCGCUUCUCCAAGUUCACUGACUCUCAUCAUUAUGGGUCCACUGACCAUCACUAAUAAGUCCCAUUUCGACGAAGACGAUGCUAUUGUAGUAACCGGAGAGAAUGCCAACGCUAUAUUCGGCCUCCAUAUAGCUGAAGGCCAGUGGUCUUAUUGGGAUUUGGCAGAAGAAGAAAUUAUAUCUAUUCCGCGUCAUCUUCAAUUAAUCUUGCAGGAAACUGAAAUUGAGCAAUGGUACUCAGAUUCCGUUCUUCGAACACGCCUGGAGGCGAUCUUUGCGACUACUUUGGCGUCAAGGAAACGCGAUGUUCUCUCGGAGUCCACGAGUUCGGCGAAGUCUACUCUAUACCAAACCGCACGUUGGGUUUCUGGAGUGCCCUUCUCGGCUAAAGGCGGUUAUAGGGGUCGGCGCAUGAAAAUAAAUACUCUGAUCGACUAUGCAUUAUGCCAUGGACAACUGGAGAAAAUACAAGAUAUCAAACUACUUGUCAACGUGGUGGAUUCGCGAGAUAACAAAUGUGCUAGAACAAGUCUGGCCUUGAUCAAUUGGGUUCGUGAGGAAACUGGAAAAGACAGAAUUCCUUUAUUUGCAAUCUCUGUGGAUGGCGAUAGCUUUAUGUUUACACGGCUAAAUAUCGACUAUUCAUAUACCGUACACUACACCUCAUUGAGCACGGGCGCAAGACGUAACCGGGUCAUAUCCCUUAUUUCCCGCUUCAUCGAUCACGCUAUAUGCUCGAUAUGAGAUGUAUGGUUCUCGUUGGAUAGCAGACCAGCAGAUGUAGCUCUGUGUGAUACAUGGGUGCAGAAACUAGUUCUAAUUCUUCUUGUUCGGGAGACUUUGGUUCUGUAACAAGCAUAGGGAAGCCUGAAUAGAAGUAGGCGGUAUUACCAAAUUCGGCCGGGGCGCUGAAUGCCUUUACGUUAUAUAGAC